AUGAAAGCUAUGAAGUCUAAGUCCAACUGGGCCCAGAACCCAAGUUGUAGCAUAAUGGUAUUUCAUCCAACCAAGGAAGAGUUUAAUGAUUUCGAUAACUACAUUGCUUAUAUGGAAUCCCAAGGUGCACACCAAGCUGGCCUGGCUAAAAUAAUACCACCCAAGGACUGGAAAGCCAGAGAGACCUACAAUGAUAUCAAUGACAUCUUAAUAGCUGCUCCCCUCCAGCAGGUGACUUCUGGGCAGGCAGGUGUGUUUACUCAAUACCACAAAAAGAAGAAAGCCAUGACCAUGGGUGAGUACUGCCACUUAGCAAACAGUGAAAAAUAUGGGACUCCACCACACUUGAAUUUUAAGGAACUGGAGCGAAAAUAUUGGAAAACACACCUCUUUGGUUCACCAGUAUAUGGUGCGGACGUCAGUGGCUCCUUAUUCGAAAGAAACACGAAGCAGUGGAACCUUGGACACCUGGGAACCAUUCAGGACCUGCUGGAGCGGGAGUGCGGAGUGGUCAUCGAAGGCGUCAACACCCCCUACCUGUACUUCGGCAUGUGGAAGACCGCCUUCGCCUGGCACACGGAGGACAUGGACCUUUACAGCAUCAACUACCUGCACUUCGGGGAGCCCAAGACGUGGUACGCGGUGCCCCCGGAGCACGGCCGGCGCCUGGAACGCCUGGCCAGGGAGCUUUUCCCGGGCAGCUCGCGGGGCUGUGAGGCCUUCCUGCGGCACAAGGUGGCUCUCAUCUCGCCCACGGUCCUCAAGGACAACGGCAUCCCCUUCGGUCGGGUCACUCAGGAGGCUGGAGAGUUCAUAGUCACGUUUCCCUAUGGCUACCACUCUGGCUUCAACCAUGGCUUCAACUGCGCGGAAGCCAUCAAUUUCGCCUCCCCGCGCUGGAUCGAUUUAGGCAAAGUGGCCUCGCAGUGCAGCUGCGGUGAGGCCGGGGUCGCCUUCUCCAUGGACGCCUUCGUGCGCAUCCUGCACCUGGAGUGCUACGAGCUGUGCAAACGCGGGCAGGACCGGACCGUGGUGGACCACACGCAGCCCACGGUGCCGCGCAGCCAGUGCCUCAACGCCUGGAGGGAGAUCCGCUCGGCCGGGGAAGCCGCUCUCGUCCCGAGGCACCACCAGCCCCGCCGCGCUCUGCACCCCCGUGGGCCUGUAGCUGCGGGCGGUGGGACCCGCCACUGAGUCCCUGAGCCUGCUGUGUCCCAGAGCCCCUUGCCUGCCCGGGGUUCUUGCUCUGCCGCCCAGUACGGGGCUGCGGCCACCCGCACCUCCGGGGAGCCCGGCCCGACCCAGCCGCCGACCUCAGGUCCAUCCGCCCCGGAUGGAAACUGUGGCCCUCGUCGUCGGCCUUGGGAACAGGGGACUCAGGAGCCAACUGCUCCCCCCAGGGCUAAGAGGAGGCUUUCCUUAGACAUAGCUCAGGACCCAGAGGCUCAGCCCCUGCCUGUGGAUGUAUCCUCACCGGACAACGCUGACCCGCUCAGCCCUGGGCUCCAGCAACCCGCCGAGGAUUCUGGGUGUGGUUGUGGCCCUGUCCCCUAAGCCCAGGGGAUGCCUUUCUAACCCACUGCUCUUGCGUGGGGAUCCUUUGAGACUGGUCGCAUUUACAUUUCAGAGCUUUGGGUAUUGGCAGGUCACUAGUCUCUCUCCUUUUCCUCUUUCCCCUUC
Physeter macrocephalus (sperm whale) is the source of this 1680-nucleotide messenger RNA. RefSeq names its product lysine-specific demethylase 4D-like. The transcript has a single exon. Lineage: Eukaryota; Metazoa; Chordata; Mammalia; Artiodactyla; Physeteridae. Gene Ontology annotation, molecular function: histone H3K9 demethylase activity. The record is from RefSeq and is a predicted model, not a curated record. Gene Ontology annotation, cellular component: nucleus; chromatin. Gene Ontology annotation, biological process: regulation of gene expression; chromatin remodeling.